This is a messenger RNA of Pleuronectes platessa (European plaice), 1923 nucleotides long. Its product is annotated as pyroglutamyl-peptidase 1. NCBI's taxonomy places the organism in Eukaryota, Metazoa, Chordata, Actinopteri, Pleuronectiformes, Pleuronectidae. Gene Ontology annotation, biological process: proteolysis. The coding region runs from base 548 to 1216 and encodes 222 amino acids. Gene Ontology annotation, molecular function: pyroglutamyl-peptidase activity. The record is from RefSeq and is a predicted model, not a curated record. Gene Ontology annotation, cellular component: cytosol. The transcript has 6 exons.
UCGCCAAAAGAGAGCAGAGACUGGGCGGGGAAGGUGUAAGAGGCGAGAGGCAGGGAGAGGAAGAACAGAGGAGAGGGCCCUAUAGGAAAUAUCCCUCCAGCUUAGCGCUUAAAGAAGAAUAGAAUAGAUCAGAAUGGAAUGGAAUGGAACGGAAUGGAAUGGAAUGGAAUAGGUCAGGACUCUAAAGCUUGAGUUUAUGAUUUGAUCCUAUGAUUAUUUUACGGAUUGAAGUACAAAGUCCACUCUCAGACUCACCAGACUUUACAGCACUCACAUCUCUGGUUCGAGCUCUUUAAGGAUCAGUGGCACAACAGCCGAGCUUCGGAUGAACAAGAGAGAGGGAGAGAGAGAGUUGAAACGAGAUACAUGCCUGCACAGUAGAUGGCAGUGUGAUCCACCCAGAUCUGAUGUGCUACUUCCUGUGAGCGGGGGGGAAGCAGAAGAAGAGCAGCAGGCAACCGCGGACAAUCCUGGGAUUUCUGUGCACAGACAUUUGAUCCCUCAUAUUAUAAACCUAUGAGGGUGUUUGUUGUGAGAGCUGGGGAUCAUGGCCAAUAAGAAGAAGGUAAUAGUGACAGGUUUUGAGCCUUUUGGAGAGCAUGCAGUCAACUCCAGCUGGGUGGCAGUGCAGGCGCUGGAGCGAUUGGGUCUGGGUGAGGCCGUAGAGCUGCAUGUGUGUGAGGUGCCUGUCGAAUACCAGGCUGUUCAGAGUCUGCUGCCGUCACUGUGGAGAGAGCGCCAACCACAGUUAGUCGUCCACGUUGGUGUUUCUGGAUUGGCGACCACGGUCACUCUAGAGCAGUGCGGCCACAACCGGGGCUACAAACGCCUGGACAACUGCAGCUUCUGCCCGUCCUCACAGUGCUGCAUGGAGGACGGCCCCGACUGCAUAAGCUCAGUGUUGGACAUGGAGACAGUCUGCAAACGGGUCAACAACUCAGACAUCAGGGUGGCUGUGUCAGUUUCCAAAGAUGCUGGAAGGUAUCUGUGUGACUACACCUACUACACAUCUCUGUACCUAGGGCAGGGCCAUGCUGCCUUUGUCCACGUGCCUCCGCUAGGGAAACCCUACAGCAGCCAGGACCUAGGUCGAGCCCUUCAGGCCGUCGUACAGGAGAUGCUGAACCUGCUGGAGCUGGACCAUACAGAGGAGGAGACACACAAACACAAUCAUCACUGCAAUCACAAGCAUCAACACCAGCAUGAGCACCAAUGACCUCAUCACAACCUGAGCCGACUCAGAUUCACAUGAGCAAGAUGAACCAGUGGCUUGUAGUAACAGUUUCCUCAAUAUAAAUGUAAAGGCACAUUUUGAUUUGGUUGUGAUGCUUAGAAAAUGUACAAGCUGUGACUUUUACACAACAAACUGACUGACGACACCAUCUGUUAUUGUUGUUUUUGUGUGCGACUGUGAGUUUGAAUGUGUCUUCUACAGUUUAAUGAACACAAGUAGCUGGUAUCAGUGAGUUUUUGUCAGCCCCAGAUGUUCUAAAAGACUGUGAAAAUAGACGUCACUACUUAAUGUUCAUGUAAAAGAGGAUUUUGUUUUCUACUAUAACAACAUGUAGUCACCUGUAGCAGCCAACUAAUACGAUAGUGUCUAGAACACUAAGUUAUAUGGUGACACAUUGCGGGAAUUCUUGCACUAACAUCUCUUCACUUUUCAAAAUCCUCCCUGUAUGGUUUUGGAGUUAUGUUGUCAUUCACUGUUGUUGUUUGUGUUCGCACCAGAGAAAUGAGAUGACUAAGAAAUGAAGGGAACGUGAUGUAAAGAUUCACACUUGUUUAUCUCAGGGAAUAUAUUGCACUUGCAAUUUGUACUUGCAGUUGGAUUAACUGGAUGUGUAGGUCCUGGUUGUGUAAUGCAGCUUUACAAAGCAAAGCCACAUUAAAUAUGUGUAUAAUUAAAACACUUUGCUCACA